Olea europaea var. sylvestris is the source of this 894-nucleotide messenger RNA. RefSeq lists its product as uncharacterized. The transcript is spliced from 2 exons. Bases 67 to 537 code for a protein of 156 amino acids. The record is from RefSeq and is a predicted model, not a curated record. Lineage: Eukaryota; Viridiplantae; Streptophyta; Magnoliopsida; Lamiales; Oleaceae.
AGAGAAACAAGACUUAUAUUUCCUUAUGCACCAUUCGAUGUGAAUGACUAGGACAGAUUGAUUGGUAUGUUUGUGAAUCACAAGAUUAAAAGUUUUUGGGAGAGAAAUAGAAUGAAUUUCGGAGACAAGUUAAUGGAUUCAAUUCAAUGCAGCGCGCUAUGUAACAGAUUGAAUGAAUGCAGGGAUGCCUGUGACUACGUUUAUGAUGAAAUCGAUUAUAUACAAAACAAAUUGGAGACCCCAAUGCCAUGGAUUGGCAUGUAUAUUGCAGCAGCUUCUGUACUCUGCUCCCUUGCAAUGGCAGCUGAUGCCUUCCAUGGUUUUCAAAGUAAAAGGCUAUGGUUCCCAUGUGACCUUCGCUGGCAAUGGAUGCAUCCAGUUUUGGAGUUCCAUUACGUGCUGCUUCUUGCUGUUCCAAAGCUUUUGAUUCAAAAUAUUCAAGCCAUGCAGCAGCAUCCUGCAAUUACAUGGUAUAUCAGUUACCCUUUCAUAACAUUCUUCAAAAUUAAUUACCUAUUGAUAUGCAUCUAUUUGUAAAUCAAAGCUAGUACAUUUAUGUAUUUGAAGAUGCUACUUCCCAUAAUAAUGGGCAUAGAAGUGCCUGACGGAAAUUUUAGUGAGCAUAAAUAUCUUUGACAUGAAGAAGAGUUACUAGUUAAAUAACUCUCUGUUAUCUUUCAGUAAUAUAAGCCUCAUUCUUUCCCUUUCCCUAGCUUUUCUUGUAUCAAAUAAGGUAUCAAAAGGUAUACUUUCCUUAAGAAAACUCUUUAUCUUCUCCUUCCACCACAUGGACAAGACAUAGCUCAAAACAGAAAAACCAGAGUACAAGUGUAGCCUGAUGGUUAUAGAAUUUACUGUAAACCAGUAAAGGUAAACCAUGAGAGAGAAUUUUGU